AUGUCCGAUCGAAGAUUUGGGGAUGAGAUGGGUGAAGUGAGACAACGAGUGCCGCCUGUUGUCCCCCCGAAACCACCAAUUGACACUGUUCGAUAUUCGAUGAACAAUCUCAAAGAAUCAUCAGAUAUGGAGCUGAAUGCUUUAUUGGAAGAGCUGAUGGCACUCGAGACACAACUGAACGGUGAUGGAGAUCAGCUUCUUCUCGGCAUCCCGACUAUACCGCAAAGUCACUCUAGCGAACGAAUAAAGCCUAAAGGAUCUGGCCCAGUGAAGCCGCCAAGUGUCCCCGUGGAACCGGUACGCGUCGAGGUGAUCGAGCAACCACGCCAAGUGGUUCCACCCCCAUGCGCAUCUUCGUGCAGUUCUCCUGAUGGCGAUUCUGCGUUUGGAGAUGCUUCUUCAACAGAAAGUCAUCGCUUCCAUGGCUCGCAUGUUUCUUCAGCGGAUAGUUGUCGAGAUUCACUCAACACACCGUCUCCCACACAGGUCUCACCACAGCAAAACCUUUCCGUUGAGGAGCUUAAAGCGCAGAAAAUUCGAGAAGCUUUAGAAAAAAUGAAGGAAGCAAAAAUAACUCGAAUCUUUGUGAAAUUUUUUGUUGAAGAUGGAGCCCCAUUGCAGAUGUUGAUUGAUGAGCGGUGGAGUGUCUCGGAGACGAUGCGUCAACUCGCAGAGAAGCACAACAUGACAUUGCAUGAAGAUCACUGCAUUGUUGAAGAGUUUCCGGAUCUAUUGAUCAGAAGAAUCUAUGAAGAUCAUGAGAAUUUGGUGGAGAAUAUUCAAAUGUGGAUGCACGAGUCGCCGAAUAAAUUAUGGUUUAUGAGACGCAGUGAUAAAUAUCCAUUUGUUGAUAAACCGGAGAACUAUUUGGUAACCGAGCGUACAAAGGAUAUUAUGGAUGUGCCAAAUGGAGAGAAUUGGCCAAGAGAUGUUAAACAACAAUUUGUUCGGGAUUACUUUGCUCGAGAUCCAGUGGUUCCUCCAGAAUUAGAAGGAUGGCUUCUACUAAAAGCUGAUGGAAGAAAGAGUUGGAAGAAACAAUUCUUCACACUCAGACCUAGUGGACUUUAUAACUCACCAAAGGGAAAGAAAACAUCAAAGGAUUUACAAUGUUUAAUGAAUCUUCAUUCGUAUCAAGUAUACUCUGGAUUUGAAUGGAAAAAGAAAUACAAAGCUCCUACUGAAUGGUGCAUUUGUAUAAAGUUAACAGCUCUACAAAUCAAACGAUCUUCUUACAUCAAAUAUAUUUGCUGCGAAGAUGAAGCGACUUUCCGUCGCUGGAUUGCGGCUUUAAGAAUUGCUAAGAACGGAGCCGAUCUCUACUCGAAUUGGUUAUCAGCUGUCGCUCGUCGUCGAGAAGUCCUUGAUGCAAUGGCUGGUGGAGCGCUCUCUAGAGCUGAAAGCACCAUCAGCACUCAAGCUAUCGGUCUUUCAGCUCGUGCCGGUCAUGGAUCAAAUGUUGAACUGCGUUACCCAAGCAACAAGAUCAUCAAUCACACAACGACUUCCCCGUCAACUUCAUCCAUGCAAUCACAACCAUCUACAUCUUUUUCCUCUACAACUCCCUCAUCAUCAACUUCUGCUACAACCACUCCCACUCCUGAACAUCGAUCCCAUUCUCGAACACUUUUUGAAAGCGAUGAAAUGACUGGAACGAUUAAACGAGCUCCAGAACAUUUGCUGAGAAGAGCCACUUCACAUUCUUCAGGAGGCGCUCCUUCAAUGGGAACACCGGAAGAUGAGGCGGACAGCGAUGAAGAGUCUUUCCCUGCCCCACCUCCCGCCAUAUCAGCCACCUAUACACCUAUGCCAUCUAUCAGUGUGCAAAAGCGAGCCUCGAAUGGAGGACAAGUGGAAGCAAGACCGACAUCAGCUCCACGUGCAGUUGUUUCCCCUGUUCCUCCACCGAAACCUCUUUUCCCACCCCCGUUAGCCAUGGAAACCAAGCCAAGUCCACCAGUUCGUCAAACUCCAGCUCUCAAUUUGACUCCACUGGCUAAAAAGGCACCACCACCUCCACCAAAGAGAUCUGAUGCGACUCGCGUUCAAACAGUCGCCGGUCAAGUUCAACAACCACAACCCACUCCACACAUGAACGAACUCGAGGCGGCUUUAGGGAGAAGACGAGAAAGAAUUGAAGGAUUG
Molecule: messenger RNA, 2145 nt
Organism: Mesorhabditis belari
Lineage: Eukaryota; Metazoa; Nematoda; Chromadorea; Rhabditida; Rhabditidae
Source: the annotation of a GenBank genome assembly